Molecule: messenger RNA, 1039 nt
Organism: Brassica rapa (field mustard)
Lineage: Eukaryota; Viridiplantae; Streptophyta; Magnoliopsida; Brassicales; Brassicaceae
Product: lectin-like protein At3g16530
Molecular function (GO): carbohydrate binding
Source: RefSeq, a predicted model, not a curated record
ACUUCAGUCACAUACAAAAAAACACACAAUGCAGAUUCACAAACUCUGUUUCCUUGCUCUGUUCUUAGCUCAAGCAGCCUUUGCCGUCAAGUUCAACUUCAAAACCUUUAAUGGAGACAACUUGUUCUUCCUCGGAGACGCAGAGCUUGGUCCUUCCUCCGACGGUUUAGACCGAUCCGGAGCUUGGUCCAUGACCCGUGACGAAACCCCAUUCUCUCACGGUCAAGGUCUCUACAUCAACCCCAUCCCAUUCAAACCCUCCAACGAUUCUGCUCCUUACUCAUUCCAGACCUCUUUCACUUUCUCCAUCACUCCCCGCACCAAGCCAAACUCCGGCCAAGGCCUCGCCUUCAUCGUCGUCCCCACCGUCGACAACUCCGGCGCUUCCGGCGGCGGGUUCCUCGGAAUCCUCAACAAAACCAACAACGGUAAACCGGAGAACAACCUCUUUGCCGUUGAGUUCGACACUUUCCAGAACAAGGAGUUCCAAGACAUAAGUGGUAACCACGUCGGGCUCAACAUCAACUCCAUGACUUCGAACGUAGCGGAGAAAGCUGGUUACUGGGUUCAGACAAGAGUCGGGAAGAGGAAGGUUUGGUCGUUCAAAGAUGUGAACCUGAGCAGUGGAGAGAGGUUCACGGCUUGGAUUGAGUUUAGAAACAAAGACAAUAGGAUUACCAUUACGCUCGCGCCUGAGAACGUGAAGAAGCCUAAGAGACCUUUGAUACAAGGUCCGAGAGAGCUCAAUGAUGUUAUUCUACAAAACAGUUACGUCGGUUUUGCUGGUUCCAUGGGACGUGCCGCUGAGCGUCACGAUAUCUGGAGCUGGUCUUUCGAAAAUGCCGCCAAGAACAACUAAACCGGUUUGGUUAAGUCCGGCUUGCUUUAUUUAUGCUCGUUCGAGUGAAUAAUUAAAGUUUAAAACUUUAAACAAAUAAAAAAGCCAGAUAUGUGGCUUACUUUGUAUUGUAUUUUCAAAUUUUCAUGUUCUUUUGUAUUCUGAGAUUGACAAUAAAAUAAACUUUUUUUUUUAAACUAA